CGUUUGAUGCUUCAAGUUCAAACGCGGUGGUUCCGAUCAGGCUCUACUCUCAUACUUCUUCUAACAAUCAACUUUCCAGCGGAGAACAGCCAUGGACGCCACAUUGAUAUUGCCAAACGUUCCUCCUCCAGGUUCCAAGAGCUUUUCACGAAUCAAUGAAAGAUCUAACAAUCUAUAUCACGGAAGUCGUCACCGAUUCAGUAGCAGAAGGAAGCGAAUCUCUGCGAUCGUUGAAGCCUCCGCCAUUACUUCCGAUCCAAUAACUCCACAGAUCACCUGGCAAAUCGUAGUCGGCUCCAUCGCUGGAGUUACACCUUUCGUGGUCGCUGGGAUCGAAUUUAGCAAGCGAAUUGUGGCUCAAAAACAAUGCGUGCAGUGUGGAGGUUCAGGGCUUGUUUUGAUGGAAAAGGAGUACAUACGAUGCCCCAAUUGCGGUGGAUUUCUGCCAUGGCAAUCCUGGAAAAGAUUCUUUUCUGGUUAAAGAAAAUUCGACCAUAUCUUUGAGUCUAGAUUUCAAGUUCAAACACACUAUAUGGUGUUAAUAUGAUACAAUAUGCACAUCAAAAUUACAUUGUUGUUAUCUGUUGUAUCAAUAAAAAUGUAUCUAAUUAGAUUUUUUUUUG
Messenger RNA from Cynara cardunculus var. scolymus (artichoke), 623 nucleotides. RefSeq lists its product as uncharacterized. The record is from RefSeq and is a predicted model, not a curated record. Bases 92 to 481 code for a protein of 129 amino acids. NCBI's taxonomy places the organism in Eukaryota, Viridiplantae, Streptophyta, Magnoliopsida, Asterales, Asteraceae. The transcript is spliced from 4 exons.